This is a messenger RNA of Rotaria sp. Silwood2, 222 nucleotides long. The record is from the annotation of a GenBank genome assembly. Lineage: Eukaryota; Metazoa; Rotifera; Eurotatoria; Philodinida; Philodinidae.
AUGGAACAACAAAAUACUAGUGGAAAGAUCUUAGUUAAUGCAUUAUAUGCUUUUAAAGCACAAAAUACUGAUGAAUUAUCAUUUGCUAAAAAUGAUAUUAUUAUAAUAACACAAGCACCAAAUGAUGGCGGUUGGUGGGAAGGUACAUUAGAUGGAAAAACUGGAUGGUUUCCAUCAAAUUAUGUCGAACAAAUUGUACAAAAAACAGGUAUACUAUUAUGA